UUUGUAGUGCGUGCGGUCCACUCUCACGUCACGCCAGGGGAUUUGAGUGGUUUUAGGAUGUGAACUACGCGCUGUGCAGCCCUUACUACCUUAGGCCGCCCACUAGACGCACGCCCAGCAAAACCAUAUGCCACGCUUGUCCUGGUCGGCCUUGUCAACAAUGUGUCGACUGCGCGCCUGCUGGGAUCGCUCGGCGAAAACCCUUGUAAAUUGUGGUCUGUUGCCGUAGCAGCCCUGCCCCGUGCACUUCGGGCCAAGUGCCUUAUGAAACGCGUCCGAUUUCAACCCAGAGCCAAGAUUCGUGCAAAUGAUCGUGGACAAGUGAGCUGACGAGGCUGCCUGCCUGAUAUGACUGUGACUCUGAGACAUUCUGUUUUGAAACGUUUGAGACGUGGGACGUGUCUGUGCACAACUUUCCUUAUACCAUUGUCCACUAGUAUUACUAGCCUUUGGGCGAGUUGGCUUAUGAUAUUUUAUGCCAGCCUACCUCUGUCUCGGAAUUAUUUACAUGCAGCCCACAUUAUGUGUGUGGUCUUGUGAUGCGUGGAGAAACUGCUGAUUCCAUUGACAGGGAGACGAACAGGCCUACGUAGUCUGCCUCCUACUACUACUCCACAGCUAGCUGAGGUCGUGAACUAUUAGUAUUACUGAUCGUCUGCACUCACAGCUAGCUGUACUGCAUGCAGAGGUCGCUGGAGUUACCCGUGCUCAGCAACGCACCUGAGUCUGCUGAAUCCCCCACCAAGGUGCCGCGAGGCCCUGGCUCAUAACGAACUUGAGCCCUUCCUUGCGGACGCACUCGUUGUAAUAACGGGAACAGCAGCAAACGUUCACUAUCCGCUAGAGACACGGUCAACCGUCGUGUCCACAGUGCUAGCGGCGAGGCAUGCAGUUUGACUUUUCGGUGGGCGAGCUUGUGCUGGUCGAUUGGACGGACGGCAAGAUAUACUAUGCCAAGAUCAAGCGCAUCGACGAGAAGAGACAGGUCUGCGCCAUAGUGUUUGAUGACGGAACGCGGGACGAGGCGCAUUUUCACAAGAUUCACAGUGUGAGUGAGACAACAAACGAGUCUGACUGGAUAGUGUGUGUAAUCUGCAAAGGCGGUGACUCGGACGCACCCAAUCUCAUCGUGCUGUGUGAUAACUGUGGCAUAGGCUACCACCAGACGUGCCACAAGCCGCCCAUUCCCUCCGCAGCACUCGAGCCCGAUGCCCCCUGGGCAUGCAGCUACUGCACUGACGACAAACCUCAUCCGUUCAGUCCCGAGCGGUCUCACACUGCCGGUUCAUCGGACACCAGAAGCCGGGCGAGGGACACGGGCCCGAAAACGGAUACAGCCGUGGGUAGCUCGAGCGCGAAGCCUGUGGGUUCUUCUGGCCUUGCCGACGCUGAACAGGAGAAGCAGCUUACCGGACGACGACGUAGCUCACAGAGGGUUGCUGCUGCUGGCACGAGCGGUAGCACAACGUCACUGAAGGACCCAUGCUCAUUGCCCUCCGUGCCAGCAGCAAUGCGUCCUGAGUCGGAUCGGUCGCCUGAAGCACAGGUUGUCGUCAGCACGUCCCACACGACAGGCGUUUCUUCUAGCGCUGCCCAGCCAUCUGCCGAGACCUCCAAGACCACUGAGCGUCCGCAGGAGGCAACUCCGCUGCUGCAAGUCGCUGGAUACGGUCACGGCGAAGACGACGACGACGACGACGACGCAGAUAUGUCCUCCAUGCCGAGUCUCACAAAGACCAGUACUUCGCCGUCGACAGAACGCCGAGCAAGCCUGCCGGGGGUGCAGGCGCCCGAACCAACGCCAACCGCAGAUCACUUUCCGGCUCCAAGUGCAUCUUCACCGUCCGUACCAUGCAACGAUCCGAGCAGUGCUGUCCAGGCAACAGGACCACCAUCUUCAGUUCCGAUGCCUGCAUCCAGGUCACCCAGUGCUGUGGCGAGCGCUUCUUCUCGGCAUUCCUCGGUAGGGGAGGCUGUGGAAGACGACGGGGAACGUGAACAAUUGGCUCUGUCCACUGAACAUGUCGCGCAUCCAGCAGGGAUGGUGAGAAUCGAACUGGAGAAGUAUGUCCCGACCCCUGCUGCCGCUACCUCUGCCGCAUCCCGGCCAGUUUCCGGCAGCCCUACUGGCGGAGAGACGAACAAGAGCCCAGGCACGCCGUUGCUCGACGAACGAGAGGACAGUGGUGCCGGCACUGUAGAGCGUUACCAGGGCGACAACGACGACGAGCCAAUGGACUGCGACGAUGGCGGCCUGUCGGAAAAGGAGCCUCCAUCGCUGCACGCUGGCGUUGCUAUGGACACUAGUACACCAGCGGCACCUCAGCUUUCACCGACUGCAGUGGCUUCUCCAAGCUACCAGCAGCAGUCAGAACCCUUGCAAGCAGCGCGGUCACCGCUCACCGGGCAGGUGCCUGCGCUGAGCAGCUCUGUUCCGCCGCAGGGAACGCGCGGCGCGGACGCUCCCGAGAUCGUGGAGAUCGUCGAGGACAUGGUUGCCGGCGAUUCGGCCUCCCCUGAUUUGGCUUCCCCGCCGGCUCUGCUCGCACCCGCCUUGAAGUCGGUGGAGCGCCUUGAUGCUGACGCAGGGGGCGGCCAAGCUCGGGCCAUGGGUCCCGUUUCACCACCGGCGCCAUGGCAGGAAAGCGCAGGACUGCAAUCACUGUCACCACAGCAGCGGCAGGAACAAGAGCAGCAGCAGCAGCCACUGCAGCACCAGAAUCCGGAGCUGCAGCACCAGAUGCAGGAGCUGCAGCCCCAGAAGCAGGAGCAAGGCGAUCAGCCGGUCCAGAACCAGCUUGAGCUGCAGCAAACAGAGCCAGCGGAGAAAGAUGACCAAGGAAUGACACCGCUACCGACAGAGGACACGUCAGCCGUACCAGAUAGUGGCGAGCACCUUGAAGAAGAGCAACAACAAGAACAAGAACGACACCACCACCACCACCACCAACAACCACAACCACCACAGCAACAACAACAACAACAACAACAACAACAACAACAACAACAACAACAACAACAACAACAACAACAACAACAGCAGCAGCAGCAGCAGCAGCAGCAACAACAACAACAACAACAACAACAGCUAGACCAGAUCUUUGAGCAGGAGCAGGAAGAACAACUGCAGCAGCAAAGCAUGCCGGAACAGACAGAGACAUCGGAUCAUGUUGACACUGAAGACCUUCAUGCUCAGCAGCUGCAGCAGGAAUAUGAAGAUAUGAUACCCGUUGUUGAAUCUGCCGGCAGUUGUAGCUCGUCCGAGGAGAUGGCCCCUCCGCUUGUCGCCGUUCACUCCCACACUGCCGAGCUGCCACUGUCCGACGUUGAUUCUACAGCCGUGUCAGCGCCAGCCCUUGCAGCACAGAGUACAAUUAUCACACCAUCCCUUGCAGCACAGAGUACAAUUAUCACACCAUCCCUUGCAGCACAGAGUACAAUUAUCACACCAUCCCUUACAGCACAGAGUACAAUUAUCACACCAUCCCUUGCAGCACAGAGUACAAUUAUCACACCAUCCCUUGAAGCACAGAGUACAAUAAUCACACCAUCCCUUGCAGCACAGAGUACAAUAAUCACACCAUCCCUUGCAGCACAAAGUACAAUAAUCACACCAUCCCUUGCAGCACAGGGUACAAUAAUCACACCAGCCCUUGCAGCCCAGAGUACAAUUAUCACACCAUCCCUUGCAGCACAGAGUACAAUAAUCACACCAGCCAUUGAGGCACAGAGUACAAUUAUCACACCAUCCCUUGAAGCACUAAGUUCAAUCACACCAGUCAUUUUAGAGGGCUCCAACUCGGAGGAGGAGCAGUUUCCGGCCGGCAUCGAAAUCAUCGACGUGCCGUCUCAAGCGUGGGAUGCUGAUGACAUGGACGACAUGGCAUGUGACUCACUACCUCUACUCAUUGGUGAUCCGGUCACUGAAGACAAUCCUGCACGCAUCAUGAAAGCGUCGGAGCCAACGCAUACAACCGAGAUGCCCGCUGAUGCUGAAGGAAGCAGAAGUCAGGAGCGUGGAAGUGCGUUCUCCCGCUACUCAUCCAGUUCCACAGGACAUAGUCACGGCGGCGUUCGGGAAACGCGUACUGCCAGUGGCGCUGAGGACUCCACGGCCGCUAGCGCUCCUAUAGCAGGCAGACAACAAACAGCACCGUUGCUGGUAGACCCGAUGGACAUCGAUGCUCCAGAUGCCGCUCCAAAGGUAAUGCAAGACAAGAUCCAUUCAGCACCGCACUUGCAGCAGCAAACUCCUCAUGCCGCCCAGUCGAUUCCGCAGCUAGCCACCACUGCAGGCCGAAGUUCCACUUCGCCCGGCGCGUUCGGUAGUUCACGUUCAUCCAUCAUGGCCCCCGAGCAAAUCCAGCAGAGCGUACUUGCCGCACUGUCAUCCGGCGACGAAAGGCCCUUGCUCUCGCCGCUGGACCGUGAUGUAGCAAUGGAGCAGCGCCGUCCCGCCGCAGCUGCCCAGCAGGGUCGCACAGCCGACCCUGCUGGGCAGCCUGCGAGCACAUCCUUGCGCUCGCAUGCCGUCGAUUUUUCUGGCGCAGGCAGCGGUGGCGGCAGCUCUUCGUCAAGCGUUCGCAUCGCACCGCCUGUCGCCGGCUUUGCCGCCGACCAGCAACAGCGCAUCGGCAGCAGCAGCGGAGCAGCACGACAACAAGCUAGUCAUGCACUGUCGGCGGCGUCGUCGUCGUCGAGGCCUGCGCCCACGCAAGGCGCCACCGCAGCGGCGGCGCUGGCACGCGCCUCACCGGUGCGGCCCUACAGCACCAUCAUCCGCUCCAACUCGGUGGAGACGAUCGAGAUUGGCGAGACGCAGCAACAGCAGCGACCGCGUUCGUUGCCACCGCAGCAGCAGCAACAGCAACAGCCACAGCCACCCAGUCAACAAACCUACUCGCAAGCCCCCGCGCACGGACAUGGACAACCAGCUUUAACCGUUUGUCCCCCGGGUAGAUACGUGGCACGCGCGGUGGGACACGUUCCGCAGUAUGUGCCCUCGGCAUCGUCGUCAGCCAGAGGUGCUGGCAGCACGUAUGAUCAGGAGCAGGACACGCGGCAUCUAGUGGCCACCAGGGAUGGUGUGGCUGUACGGCCCGGUAGUCGCCCAGGGACAGUGGUACGACCAAGCACCGCCUCACCGCCACCUGCUAAGCGUCCGCAGCUUGAAAUGGGACUCGCGGACGCGGCCGCUGCACCGAUGGAGAGUCCCGUCUCUCAGCAGCUGUCCAAUCUGUACAAGAGGCGUGCUAUACGCGAUGGCAAGCAGCUGAGAGAGCUGCCGCCCAUCAGCAGUGGGUCACCACAGUCCGUGAUGAGUGCCACGUCCGGUGCCGAGUUGCCUAGCAACCGUGCGGCGCCUCCGCCCUCCGUUGCCCACUCUGGUCAAGCCACCUCCGCUCCUGCUCAACUGGCUCCGUCCCGUCGACAUUACUCCAGCGCUUUCCUAGGCAACACGGACCCAGCUGCGAAGAUCGCGAUGGAGGCUGCGUCGAAGCGGAACACCGACAUCACGGUGCACACGGCGCCGACGCCCAUCGACCAGCACACACCACUUCCUGGCGUCAGGGAGCUGCACGACUUUGUCACCGCAAACAAGCCAUUUCUGUUGGACCGCAGUGUGGUUGAUAAUCUGUGGCUGUUCAACUCGUCUCUGAUCGGCUUCUACGUGUCGUUCGGCCAUCGACCUAACGAGAAGGAGCUAGUCAAACUCGAAAGCUGUCCACUGCAGAUGAAUAGCCAGCACUAUGCCGAGAUAACACGUGUGUACGUGUCAAAUUCUCGCAGCGCCACCAACCAGCCUGUGUUCCCCACUCCACCGCUGACGAGCCACAGCACCGCCAUGCCCACCACUAGCGCGGGCUUGCAGCGCAGCACGUCCGGUGGAGGAUCCCGUGGCGGCCCCUCCUCCUCCGCGGUGGCGACGGCGGCCACGCAGCCCAGCCUGGGAGCUGGUGGCGGCGGCGGUGCACCUGGCGUUGGCGGCGGCGGUGGUGGCAGGUAUGUGGGCGCUGGCGGUCGAGGCAUAGCCAACACGUCGAUGCCUCAGAGUGCGUACGCCGAGCUGCAGCGGCGAGACGGCCGUACUAGAGCGGUGCGACAGCAGCAACUGCAACAGCAACAACACUACAUGCAGCGGCGGAUGCAGCAACAGCAGCAACAGCAACAGCAACAUGGAACACAGGGUUACUCUACUGCCCAGCAGCACUUUGGCGCGUACGGAGGCCGAGCACCUGCCGCAGCGGCAUCCACCGCUGGCAGUGCUGCUGCUGGUGGUGGCUCAGCCGUUAGCAGUGGAUCGGCCGCGUACCGUUACAGCACCGGUGAAGCGCCAUCACAACAACAACAACAACAACAACAACAGCAGCAGCAGCAGCAUGCACCGAGGCCAUCUAUGCAGCACAUGCAGAAUGGCGGCGGUGAGGCUGUUGCUGGUGCUGCAGCUAUGCAGCAACCUCUGAACACUGGCGGUGCGGGAGCGGUCGCUGCUGCCAGUGGAGGUGGUGCUGGCACCCCUCCUGGCAGUGGCGGCUUUCAGGAUCCUCGCACGCGGAUGAGACGACCCCGCACGUCUCCAUUCAUACCGUACUCGGCGACGCCGCAACCCCGCAAGCCUGCUCCGCAACAAGCACAGUCCUCCAUGGCGAAUUUCUCUCAACAGCAACUGAAACAGCAGCCGCAAGGAUCCGUGGAGCAAAGAAUGCAGCAACAAAUCCAGCUAUUGCAGCAGAGGCAGCAGCAGCAACAGCAGCAGCAGCAACAACAGCAGCAGCAACAGCAGCAGCAGUACGCAACACCACAGCAGGAUGCCAUUGGACAGCAUCCGCCGCCAGGUCAGCAGCAGCAGCAGCAGCAGCAGGCUUCACAAAUGCCCCGCCCGGUCGUGAUGGGCGAGCAGCCUCAGCAGCCUCUAGCGCCACGUCAGCAGCUGGAGCAGCUCUACACGGAGCGGCAGAAGGCGGCCGCUCAGCGACUGCAAGCUAACAAUCGACCGGACAAGCAAACAUACGUGGCCGUGUACAGACCUCGAGGCCAGCAAGCCAAUCAGCCGGACACCGCUACACGACAGCCAUCAGAUACCCACCAACACCAAUCGAAGCAACCCGAGAGAAUCGUGAUCAAGGAAGAAGACGACGGAUCGCCGACGCAUCGCGAACAACAUCUUGCGAUGGGCGGCAGCAGCUCGCGUUCUAACUCACGCUCUCCCAGCGCGGCGCCAGGCAUUAGCCCUGCGCGGCAAGGUAGCGGUAACACUGGUGGUUCCCGGUCAUCGAGUGGUGCAGGCCCAGCAAGGGGAUAUCGACAUGACGGUGAUGCGUAUGCUCGACACCCUUCCAACUACUCACAGCAGCAACGACAGGUGCGUACACAGCAACAGCAGCAGCCACAACCCCAACAACAGCACCAGCAAAUACAGCAGCAUCAGCAACACCACCAACAACAAACACAGCAGCAACCACAACAACAACAACAACAACUCCAACAAGGCGGAAAUCGUGGUGCGUCCGCUUGGCGCGAGCCCGUUGCAGACAGUGCACCGAGCAGGCCGCAAGCACGCUCAGACCACGCGCCGACCGCCAACGCGCCACAACAGCAUCAGUAUCCCAGCCAGCAGACACGCCACCACCAGCAACAUCAGCAGCAGCAGCACAUACAUCAUAAACAACAAACACAACAGCAACAACACUACCAACAACAACACCAGCAGCAACAGCAGCAGCAACAGCAGCAGCAGCAGCAGCAGCAGCGACGGCCUGCAGCAGAUCAACGUUCGAUUACCGGGGCCGGCGAGAUUGGUUCCAGCACAGAUGCACGUGUCCAUUCGGCUGAUACGACAUCGGCAGAUCCGAGGGACGUAUCCCCUCAGUCCGACCCGAAUCAGAUGUGCAUCGGUUGUGGAGCUCCAGCCAAGUUUGUGUGCUGCGUAUGCCGUCUCAAGUGGUACUGCACUCGGGAGUGUCAGAUUGCUAACUGGAAGCGCCAUUGUCGAUCAUGCUCGAGCUAGCCUAGCCUAGUUGUUUGGGCUGACCACCUGCUCUUGUGCUCUCUCUGCCUCUGCGAAUGAUAGCAUGGUGCACAUGUUAGAGAAGGCUUUCGCUAACCUGCACACCAUCAUCCUAUUAGUCUGUUUCUGCUUACAAGUCAUGCUCUUCUUUUCGGCGUUCUGCUGUCGGUGGUGAAGUGAGGCUAAUUGACUGUCCGGGCCCUACAGCUGUUCACGUCUCGUCUGCACCGGUCCCAUUGAGCGGCUCGGGUGACGGAAAAGUUGGUCGUACAAUCUGCUGUCUUGUCUGUGUGCCAGAUCCACCAGCCAGUGUUAUUGUUGCAUGCGCCCCUCAUUCGCUGUUCAUCUGUUAUGUGCUCGUUUCUUGCCCGUGCUGACUUCUAAAUAAAUGUUGUAAUUGCUUACCUCACCCUUUGCUUUUCUCGUGAAUGUUCAUAUUUAUGUUUUGUAUUUAUUUCCCAAUAAUAGCACAGAGCUGCUGCUAGUUCUGGUAUUGUUUUACCUCUUUAUCGACGAUCCAGGUCAUAAUCAACCUUCAACAUGCUCUCCACGCUUUCAAUGCUCACACACAUGCACGCAUGCACCACGCUAAUUACAAUCCCCCGCAGUUCGUCAGGGAUAGCCAUUUUGGCUAUCAGGAUCCUUCAAACCAAACGAGUGUAGGUAUCAUUCCAGAAUUUUAGCCGUAUACAAACUAAACGAGUGUAGUUAUUCCAGAAUACAUCCACAUGCUGGGUAAAAGUAAUUAACUGGUUUUAUUUCUCCUCCAUCCAAAUCAGAAUAUUCAGUCUUAUCUCAUGAUAGAACUAAGAAUUCAACAAAUAGAAACAAGUGUUUUAUUAAAAGAAUAGGUACUGUUUCGUGAUUCGUGAUAAUAGACGCGACUGUUUCGUGAUUCGUGAUAAUAGAUGUGAGUUUCUCUGUGCAUACAUGCGUGUUACUUUUAUAGCCUAUCCUGGCUCUGAACUUCAUUCACACCUGAAAUGAUUGGUCAACCUCCCUCGGCUAGUCGGAGUUCAGCAAGUGA
This is a messenger RNA of Sycon ciliatum, 9035 nucleotides long. Its product is annotated as AF4/FMR2 family member lilli-like. NCBI's taxonomy places the organism in Eukaryota, Metazoa, Porifera, Calcarea, Leucosolenida, Sycettidae. The transcript is spliced from 6 exons. The record is from RefSeq and is a predicted model, not a curated record. The coding region runs from base 887 to 8008 and encodes 2373 amino acids.